This is a messenger RNA of Fonsecaea erecta, 1074 nucleotides long. RefSeq lists its product as hypothetical. Lineage: Eukaryota; Fungi; Ascomycota; Eurotiomycetes; Chaetothyriales; Herpotrichiellaceae. The transcript is spliced from 3 exons. Bases 1 to 1074 code for a protein of 357 amino acids. The record is from RefSeq and is a predicted model, not a curated record.
AUGCGCCUCAAAACAACAACGCUUGCGACACUGCUUGCCGUAGCUCAAGCCCGGUUUGGUCAAGAACAAGUUCCCAUCCCAGCCAUUGCAGCAGUUCAGGCCGGCGCUCCGGGAGUCGCUCAGACCAUUGCUGGCGCGGCUGUAAGCGAUCUACUGGCAGCAACCAAUGCCUGCGACAAGCUCAAACGUGGUGACCAAAUCAUUGCCGAGCUCGGCACCGGAGCUGAGGCCGUUGCUGCAGCUAUCGGCCUUGUCGCUGCGGAGAAGAAUUUCAACCCGUUCGUUCAGUCGAUUCCUACCAUCUGCGAUGAUCCCACUCUGCCAGCUACAGAUGUCCUCCGAGGUAUCACGCCCCUGAUCGACCCGGCGGUGGUUGGUUCAGAUAUCGCAAACGCAUUGUCUGCCAAGACCAAGGUGACUCCGCUGGAUGCCACUGGCAAGAGUGUUGCGGACCUGCUCGCUGAGAAUGGAUUCACUAAUUUUACUGGGCAAUCUGCUGCUGGUGCUACAAGUGCUGCUCCAGCGGCAUCUGGUAGCGCUGGCACCGGUACCUCCAGCACCACUGGGCUUGCCACUUCAGGAGCUGAGCCCUGUGGCGCCGUCGACACAUCCGUUGCAACUUCUACCACUUCUGCCGCUGCCGAGUCAACGACGGCUGCGGCAGCUACAGGAGGCAAUUCUGUUCAGCCUUCGACGAUUAGCGGUGUUGAUUUCGGCCUCUGUGUGCCGACCAUGAAGUUCGAAGGCGGACUCAAUGGUCGGCCCGCCACCGAGUUUACUUUCUUGCCCAUCGACCCGCUGUGUGUGCAAGGGCAGCAGGAGGCAUUGAAUCCAAACAUCAUCACCAAUCGAAUCUGCGAUCAACUUACCAACGUCUGUCAAGCGAAUGACGCUGCGAAGACAUUGUGUCGAAGUGUCCAGGCUCAGAUCCAGGCGCUAGGAACGAGGGACAAGUCGACUGCCGACACUUGGAACACCAAUCUCGGAUUCGCUGGCGCGAUCACGAAUCCAGAUGGUGGCCCUGCCGAGCCGCCCGCGAAGAUGAGGGUGGUCCGGUCUUACCGAGACGCCUGA